Synchiropus splendidus (mandarinfish) is the source of this 2109-nucleotide messenger RNA. Its product is annotated as Transmembrane protein 179-like. NCBI's taxonomy places the organism in Eukaryota, Metazoa, Chordata, Actinopteri, Syngnathiformes, Callionymidae. The transcript has 4 exons. Bases 43 to 1071 code for a protein of 342 amino acids. The record is from RefSeq and is a predicted model, not a curated record.
UUCAAAUUUUAACAUUCCCCUGCUUUUUAACAGGCUACAUACAUGUAUACCAGACACUUCACGACAGUGAAUGUUACCACAUGUGAUCUGAAUUUCCCCUCAGGCCCUCGGUUUAGCUUUUUUUUGCGGUCGUUGAAAAGAGAACAGAGUGAGACGUCUGUGCAUCUUUUGACAUCAUGCUACGUGACGGUUGGAAUGCGCGUUCAUGAGCCGAGCCCCGCCCUUGUCUCUUUAAAAACGCACGGUCUCGAUAGCGGCGGCAGAAAUGUGGUGACAGUAGAUUUCUUUUUAAGCUCUUUAAAAAUCACAUUUUCUUUUCUCAACCUUUCUUUAAGCAUGGAGCUGCACCGACGGUUGCUGCUUGCGCACUGCGCCGCUCACGCGCUCUCCAUGGUGGCGGGCUUGAUGGUGGUCGUCCCCAUGGCUCUGAACGGCUCAGCCUUCAAAGGCCGCUGCGCGCUCUUCUCCACCGGCUACUGGGCCAAAGUGAGCCCCACACAGUCGACCGGAUCAACGUCAGAUGCCGGUCAGCUGGUGAUCCAGCAGUGGGGUCCCGCGUCCGCCUGCCAGUUCGCUACCUUCGUGGGUAUCUUCACGGUGCUGUACGGGGCCGCGCAGGGAUGGAGAUGCCUCUUCUACCUGCAUGGGCGUCAUGACGACACCCUGUUUUCAUCUUUCCUGACCGUUCUGCUGAGCGUGUGCGUGCUCUUCCUGUCUGGGGGUGCCAGUGUGAUCCUGUCUCUGGGGUUUGACUCCUGGUGUGACACAGUGACUGAUGCAAACACAAGAUUUCAAAGCUGUGCAGAGGCCCAGUCCGCUGCGCUUCACCUCGAUGUAAACACCUCGUCAUUUCACACAGAUUUCAGCAUGGCCCAGCUCUCUCUCUGGUGUGUGACGGCUCUGUGGCUUGCUCAGUCCAUCCUGGCCUUCCUACGUCUCUACCACUCGCACAGCCAGCACAUUAGUGGGCCGUGUCUUCCACGAGAGAAGGAGUUGCUGCUGAGACAGAGCCCAUCAGAAGUCUCCGCCUCCCCUUCCCUACCACCAGCAACACCAACUCUCUUAGUGUAACUAGCAGGUAGCGUGUGGUGCGUCACUUCCUUUUGGAAUGCAGGAGGUCCAUCUUUGCACUGUUUGUUGACCUCGCCCUCCUCGUCCAACGGUCACUGCCAAGUGGGAUUUGUAGUAUAUUUUUGUCAUCUACAUGUGACGCAUACAUAUUCAUAUGUAACCUUCCUCUUUACUUCUCAAAUGUAUAAGUACCCUCAACUCUUAAUGAGCAUGAUCGUCACGCCGUUCUCCUUCUUUCAUAUUGAAAUACCAAAUAUUUGAAAAGUAACCAAAGAGAUCAUGUUUCAAACUUUAAAUUUUUCAAAUUUUAUUCAGUCCCAAAUUAGUAGUUCCUGAAUAUCUUCCGUGCAUAAUUCUUCCGUUCGCAUAGGUUAAUGCUGUCCAGAAAUGCAUCAUUUAUGUAGCCAAUGGAAGCACUGGGUGGGAGUUCCCCUAGAUGUACUGAACAUGCAUGUUUGUUUACAUUUCUAAAGGACAUUUUGCACUUUUGUCCUUGUCAGGGAAGGCUGUCUUGUUGACACUCAGAUGUACCACUGAAGAGCUUUUAUCGGGAAGACUGUGGUUCAGAGUGUGACUGAGUGUUGUUUAUCGUGUACAUGAAAUGGUCUCACUGUGUGAGCAUGAACGUUCUCUUAUGUGUGUUUUUCCAUUCUGCGAUCUGAUGAAGGUUUUCGCUGUGAUGUUGUUUGUGAGGAUGCAGCUGCUAGAGGCUAUAAGUGAAGCAGACAAAUGUGAUCAGAGGUUCAUCCCUCUGUUAGAGUUGCAGAGCAGAUGAAUUUCAUCUGAUGUCUGACAAUUUCUUUAUCAACAGAUGUUUGUGGAGGGGUCAGAAAGAAAGCCAGAAUACUUUGUGGAGAUGUAAAAGAAUGAAGCAAAGUUAAUAAAAAAAAAUUCUUGUGAAUUCUGACCACAGCCGUUGCGAUGAUGCACAGAUGACGGAUUAAGAAAUCUGAGGAAGAGGAAAGGCUAUGUUGUUUUUGCUUCUUUUUACUUUGUUUACCUUUUGUACAUCAUUAUUUUCCUAUUGCCAAAUAAAAC